AUGUACACACAAUUGUACCUACAUAUACCUAAAGGUACUUAUUCAUAUACUUGUAUACACAUAUAUACAUACACAUUCUUUCUCACUCCCCACAUCUCUCUCCAUCUCUCUCUCUCUCUCUCUCUCUCUCUCUCUCUCUCUCUCGACCCCCUCCACUUUGUACAUGAAAGUAAUUUUUCUUUUUUCCUUCUCUCUCUUUGUCUGACUUUUUUCUCUGACUUCCUCUUUCUCUUUUUUCGUCUUUCCCCCUUUUUUUAUCCCUACAGCAUCGAAGACAACGCUGGAGAUUCCUUCUAUGGUGACAAAAUGGUAAUCUUUUACAAAAACGAACUUGGAAAAUAUCCUCGCGUUUUGCCAAACGGGUUCGAAAUUAACGGAGGGAUACCUCAGCUUGCACCCCUUCAAGAUCAUCUCCGUGCUGCAUCAAGUGACAUCAACAACGCGAUUCCAAAUGAGGCUUUCUCGGGUCUCUCGGUAAUUGACUGGGAGAGUUGGCGUCCCCUCUUUGUUCAUAAUUUCGAUUCGAAAAGGAUCUACAAAUUUCUCUCCAAGCAAUUGGUACGGCAGAAACAUCCGAACUGGAAUAAACGCCAAGUGAAAUUAAAAGCCAUGCACGACUUUAACAAAGCCGCCAAGCAUUUCAUGUGGUCAACACUUAACAGGGCCAUUACUUUGCGUUCAUCUGGCCGCUGGGGAUUUUAUGGAUUCCCCAGGUGUUACAAACAUCACUGCAUCACAACUCGAAUCGAUAACAACAGGCUCGGCUGGAUGUUUUCUGCUAGCACUGGUCUUUAUCCGUCAAUCUAUUUGAAACACCAGACAGAUUCUUGGGUGAAGAAGGCCCAGUUCGUGCACGAAACUUUACAGGAAACGUUUCGAGUGUUUAGAAGGUUUUCGUCAAUGAAUAAAUCUGUCAUUGUGCCCUACACAAGGUUCAGAUAUGAGGACCCUGAACAGUUAUAUAAUAAGGCUGAACUUUUAAUUACAAUUGUUAUACCCGCGAUUACCGGAUCUGCGGGUGUGGUACUCUGGGACAGUUCCGUGAACUUCGAAGACGAAGCCCUUUGCAGAAGCACGGAACGAUACCUGAGUCGAACACUGGGGCCAUUCGUCGUGACCUUGACGGAUUUUCUCAAAAAUUGCAGCAGGCAACAAUGCAAUAAUCAGGGACGCUGCGUGAAAAGACACGCCUUCGUUGUGCAGCCCAACAUUUCAUCGUACUUACUGCAUACAGCCGGCCGUCUGUGGAGGGUUUUACGAAGCCUCAUGUACAGCCAGUACUCUUGGCUACACCAAUGGCAUAAUAAAUCUCAACCAGAUUUUAGCGUCUCGGAUAUCUUGCACAGCUAUGACUACACGUGCCAAUGUUACCCUGGAUGGGGUGGAACAUCCUGUAACGUUACUUCACAUGCAUAA
Molecule: messenger RNA, 1416 nt
Organism: Acanthosepion pharaonis
Lineage: Eukaryota; Metazoa; Mollusca; Cephalopoda; Sepiida; Sepiidae
Source: the annotation of a GenBank genome assembly